Diabrotica virgifera virgifera (western corn rootworm) is the source of this 1740-nucleotide messenger RNA. RefSeq lists its product as uncharacterized. The transcript is spliced from 3 exons. NCBI's taxonomy places the organism in Eukaryota, Metazoa, Arthropoda, Insecta, Coleoptera, Chrysomelidae. The record is from RefSeq and is a predicted model, not a curated record. Bases 180 to 1217 code for a protein of 345 amino acids.
UUUAAGACAAAAAAACAAAAAACCUCUACCAGUGUCAGGUAAACCAAAGCCUUGACCGGUUAUCCACCUUUCUUUGUUUGAGAACUGGUUUCAGAACUGGUAUUGCGUCGGGUCGAUUUAGAACUGGAUCUACCCUACCACUUUGUUUGGUUGAGUUCACUUAUAAAUUGCAGUUUGAGAUGUUCGCUCGAUUAUUCCAGUCUUGUUUUCCAUCCACCGGUGAAAUGGAUUUAGAUAAUAUUUUAAAUUUCGAAACUCUUAAAUGUCACACGCAAUGUGUAAGUGUCGGAAAGCGUGUUCUGUGUGAAGAGUCGGAGGUGCCGCCGUCGAAAAAAAGACGGGAUGUAUUUAGUGUUGAUUCGUCGUUCGUCCCUCCAUCGGUAUCGGGAGUGAGGGAUAGCAGAAAGAGAGCGCCGUCAGAGGAAAGCGUCAUUUAUGUGGGGAGCGAAACACUCCCCCUAAAUCAGCCACGCAGCGAGAUGGGACGCUUAAUUCUAAAAAUUAAAAAAAAUACAGCGGUGGCGGCGCAAACUUUCAAAGUAGCGGCGGAGGUGCACGCUUCUCCAAGCGUGCAAACAUCAAAACACCACUCUACAUCUUUUGAAGAUAUUUCCGACUCUGAAGACGGGACAUCUGAUCACCCUUCACUUCAAACCUGCAACAAACCCUCUAUCGAGGGUUACCCCUCUAUCGGAGAUAUAUUAAAUAUCUCCGAAUUGGGAUCAUCACCUGAAGAGGGGUUAACACAGACACAUAUAACUCAACCCCAAGCUGAAGAGGAAAUACCCAUGAAACCUAUGACUGAGACCCAAGUCUGGGAAAAAGAGCUUAUAUCGAGAACAGAGCCGUCACUCACUAAUGUAGUGACGAGAGUUCUCCAAAUCCCCAACCGCGCAGAAGCUUACCACCAAGCAUUAUGUGAGGAUUUUAAGGGAGGACUUGUGUCGGCUCUUGAACGUCAUCAAGACCGCAUUCAGGAAAGGUUAAAUGAGAAUUUAAAGGAAAGUGAACUCCUUAAAAAAGCCAUCCAAAACAUUUUUUCAUAUGGUGAAAAAAUUUCCGAGGCUUUUCACGAGGAGAAUAUCCGGCUUUCACAGGAUCUCAUUAAUAUAAAAGCUUCCCUGGCCAAUGCUGUGAGGUCAGAUUCUCGAGACUUAUUCAACAAAAAUGUCGCUGGUGAUGUCCUGAGAUGCGGGAUGCGGGAUGAAGGUGCAUAAAGCGGUAUAUGUUGUAUUCUACCCCGUAGGUGGUCCCUGCAACCCUGUAUAGUUAGUAUUAAUGAUUUUAAAAGUGUAUAUAUUGGAUCAAUAUUUGUAUUUAUGUUUAUUUUUAGUUAGUAUUAAUUAUUUUUUAAGUGUAUAUAUAUUAAAUUUUAUAUUUAUGUUUAUUUGUUUAUUUUUAAUAAAAACGUAUUUAACAAUUUCAUUGGUUUUUCUUACUUUAAACUUGAGAAGUAUUUAAUUUUUAUAAAAUAAUAUUUAUGUCGAAGGGGGUAAUAAACAAAUUUACUUUAAAAAAAGUUAAAAUAUUAUUUUAAAUUAAGCUUUUAUACCUAUCAAGUUCAUAAUUAUUCUAGCAUAACUUUAUUACCAUUUUGAAUAAACUUUUUGUGAACCAAGUUCUAUAGUUCGGUCAGUCUAAUUUUUAUAAAAUUUCUUCUCUCCAUCUUAGUAAGGCUUAUAUCAUCAUUUACACCAUAAUUCGAUCGCUUUAAAAGUAGUUUUAAAUAAAAAGUAAUAA